Messenger RNA from Xylaria bambusicola, 2780 nucleotides. RefSeq lists its product as uncharacterized. NCBI's taxonomy places the organism in Eukaryota, Fungi, Ascomycota, Sordariomycetes, Xylariales, Xylariaceae. The record is from RefSeq and is a predicted model, not a curated record. The transcript has 6 exons. Bases 612 to 2327 code for a protein of 571 amino acids.
GGCCGUACGAAAGACCUGUUCAUGAUCUUUCAAAGAUAUACAGGCAAUAUUGGGCAAUAUUGGAAAGUAAGGUUAUAUAGACUUCGCUUCUUAAAAUAGACGCCAGAAUCCUAGGCAGUCUGGGCUAGCAAACUAAUUAUAUAGUUAAAAAAAGGCAUUGGUUAAUAACCUACAAUAACCUUAUACCUUACUACCCCUGAUUUGACUGCGUCCACCUGUAUACUGCAGAUCCAACCUCGUCCAAUUGGUUUACACCCACUCUCCCUGGUCGAUGCGUGGGUAGAUUGUUGAAACCAACUCAAAGGCUAGGGUCAGCAGGAGGAACAUGCACCAAAGGAGGCGAACCUAUGUGUUGGUCAUCUGGUAUUGGUCGUCUGGUUUCGGUCUGCGACGACGAACAAUCAAUCCUGUUGGAUUGUCGUUGUGCGCAUCUCGACGGGCGCUAAUAGGUUCCAACGUAGCAGCCACUCUAGCACCGGGUACUACAUGAUAAGGACAAACUGCAACUUUGGUGCCUCUAUUCAAACCAUACCCUUGACCAUUAGCAUACAAUAGGCCACAAGGGAGUACGCCACAAGGGAGUACUGACGAUCUUCCAUUCUUAGACUAUUAUGCUUUUAAUUAACCGAAGUACUCUUGAAAUACCCCAACCAUGUCAUAUAAGCUACAAUACCCAACACUGCUUCUAUACAAUAACCAGUCCCAAGAUGCAAGCCAUGCAUGCGGCAGAUGGAAUUCCAAUCAUCAAUUCAUUCGAGCAGGAAUCAAGCCCCAAUUCUUCCGAAGCAGGCACCCAACCCACAACGCCAGAGCCUGGUCAAGCGGGGAACUGGGGUAGCUGUGGACAGCCUACCCCUGAUACCUCGCCGGAAUCCAUCAUUAACGUACCUAGUCAUCGCAAGAAGGCGCCCGUGUGUCUGGAUUGUCAAAGGGAUAUUGGUCCUGUGACAACUAUCUCAUCAGACAUACCCUCGACCGAAGAGAUCGCGGACGCUACAAGUACAGGUUGCUGCUCGCAAUACCUAAUCCACAACAAGCACUACGAGAAAAUUGUAGAUGAGAGCGAUCACUGCUCGCAUUACUCUACUGAUAGCGAGGUCAGCGAAGAAGCAUCUACAGCCUCGUGCCCGGAGCAAGAAGUAAUCUCUUCCUUGCUUGCAUCGCUACGUAACUCAGUUAUCAGCUUAUUCAACCUGGCCCGGCAACGUAACUCCCGGGCAGAUGCCCGGGUACAGGAUACGAUCAGAUUGAUCAAAUCACUACCAACAAUCAGACGUACUUGUAUCAAGAAUCCAACUAGAAAACUUACUCCUAGCCAGUACAAGCAAUUGUUUGAAAUAAUACAAGAUAGCGAGGACUUUCCAGACAAACUACGAUUUGAGUAUACACACUCUAUACAGCAGUUCGAAAUCCGAAUGGUUACUAGGGUACAUGAAGGAAUAGCGGGGGAAUUGAAUAAGCGGUUUACAUUGUGGCAAGCCGAGCUUGAGAAAUCGAACAAUCCUGAAAUCUCUAAUGCCGCUAAGACCCUUCGAUCACACGGCAACGAACAUCUUGAACUUCCUGCUUUAAAAGAAGCGAAGGAUUCGAAAUCGCCUGAUGGCGGAAUAUUACAUGACUGCAAGCUUGCGUGCGAUUAUCCAGCCUUGUUAUUUGAGAUCGAAUUUUCUCACCACACUAAAGAAGAGCUAAAAGAUAAGGCUAAAGCAUAUAUAGAACGUUCAAAUGGCAAAAUCCGCACCGUUAUUGGAGUAUAUAUGGGCGCGAUAUAUAAAGCUGAGCGUAAGAAUGAGAGAAGGCUAAAGAAAAUGUACCGCACUAGCGAAAUGAAUGAAAGCGAAGCGCAGGCCUACGCAACCGAUGAGAAAAAUAUAACAGGAGAAGCUUCAAUUUUGGUAUGGCGAGCAACGAUCCAGAAAAACAACAAAGUAGCGAUUAGGCGCGUCCAAGAACAGAAAUUCCGAGGUGCAACAGGCAAAGCAAUUCAAUCAACGCCACUACACAUUUCUUUAGAGGACUGUGUUUGUGAGAGCGAUAUAAGCUCAGUAAGAAAGUCGAAAACACCCCUACUCGAGGUAUCGUCGGAAUCCCUUUGCCAGAUCAUUAAAAAGGACCUUGAAAUUCACCGAAGAAAAAGAGCGAAAAUAAUACGACAACAGGUGCAAGAAGAGAAAGAAAAGAAGAGGAGGAAGGAAGAGGAGGCGAGGCAGAGGGAAGAGGAGCGACUACGAAGGGCUGAGGAAGCCAGGAUGCCUGGGAAUGUAAGGGUGUUGGGCCGCGUUUUCAACCCAGUGGGAAGAUUUCAUUUCUCUGCUAGAAACCUCUAAGGGGAGCUCGAAUGAGUACAGGUUAGGUGCGAGGGGACUAGAAUACUUGAAAUCAGAGGGACAGAAUGUGGUGGAUGAUCUUUCAGCUGUGCGGAAGGUAUUGAAUACGUCUAUUUGAUUGAUUGAUUGAUUGUGUCCGUACACGGAUCUAGGAAAUCCUCAUUGCUUCCCCGGAGCGGUACCUCCCGUACUGUCAGAUUGGAGCCAAUUACCUGAAAUCUGGUCAGAAUUGUAUGCUGUCUUUUUUUUUUUUUUUAUAUCUCUCUACGGCACCUAUUUCUUAUAGCUCCUUUCUUAACCUAUGGGUGGUAGGGGCGCUCGUCGUACCAUCAUGAUACGUUAUAAUGGCGUGACUCUAUAGAGGUAAUCGUUAUAUCCAGCACAAGGGCUCAUAUAGAGGGCUUGGGGCUUAGUUAUAUUCAACUAAUAAAAUUUUAAGGAUCUCUUAUAGCC